AUGAAACCUCGAUCUGCUGCGACGAGACAUGUGAGCGUUGAAGCUGCCGCUGCAGAGUACCAUAGAGACGACCCGAGUAAUGACCAGCCUCGGAAGAAGCGGCGCAAGUACACUGCUCGCGCUUGUACUGAUUGCAAACGCCGAAAAAUAAAAUGCAACGGGCAAUCUCCUUGCUAUCGCUGUGGUCGACAAAACAUCGAUUGUGUUUACACAGAGAGCUCCCGACAAGAGAGCAUGGGGGUGAGCGGUCCACCCAUACCCCAGCCUCUUCUUGAACAGAUGAGUGCCAUGCAAGAUCAAAUCAAUGCUCUCAAGAUGACCAUCAAAGAUCUCGUUGACCGCGCCAGCUCAUGUACUGGCGCCUCAUGCGCAGGCACAGCGGGCACAGCCAUAGGGGCAUCGGGUGAUAUUCAUCAGCUGGUUCAGCGUCCUAGUCGACGGCGCGUCUCCACCGCCCCGAAGUCUUCAUUUCAGGGCCCGACAACCUCUGGUUUUGGGUUUGACCUGGCCAAGACUAGCCUGCUUCGACGGGGCAUUGUGGAGGAAAAUGACGCGGCUGAUGGAGUGGAGGGCAAUGCGACUCAGGAACCUUCGCCACUCGCGUCUUCUCCAGUUCCCGGGGACUAUGAAGAGCAGUAUCACGCAGUUGAUCCGCUUUGCACGUUCACGAGAAGUGAAGCUCUGCGGCUAUGUGCUCUUUAUGAAGAAGAAAUGGGCAUCAUGUACCCCGUAAUAGAGGUGCCGGAGUUGUUGCAACAAGUUCAUCGUCUCUAUAGCUUGACGGGGCAUCGGUAUCUCGACCAGGCCCUAGCCAAGUCGAAUCCUGUGCUGGGCCGGGAAGACAUGGCAAUUCUCAGGUUGGUGUUCGCCUGUGCACUGACAGCCGAGGCAAGUGGCCGAAGCGACCGCGCUAUCGCUUUACUCACCAGCGUGCGGGACAUUCAAGAGGAUUGUGUCUGGGGUCCACCGGAGCUCAAAUCCAUUACAAUCUUAACACUUGUGUCGAUCCUGCACUUCCAGAUGGAUGAAGAGACCCUCGCAUGGCGCACGAUCGGAAUUGUGGAGCGAAUGUGUCUGGAGAAAGGGCUUCAUCGAUCAGAAUCACUCAAUCAUUUAGACGUCAAGGAAACAGGUAUUGAGCGUGUGCUACGGCUCUUCUGGUCAAUCUAUAUCCUGGACAUGCGCUGGUCCUUUGGGACUGGCAUGCCUUUUGCACUUGAAGACACAGACAUUGAUCCCAGUCUUCCAGAGCCCGGGGAAGAAACACCGUACCUUCGUGUGAUGGUGAGAUACAGUCGAAUCGCAGCCAAAGUGUGGAAAUUUGUUUCGGCUUUCAACAACAAGAAUGAGAUCAAGAAGGACGAAAUGAGUUACCUAGAUUGGCAGGUCUUGCGCUGGGCGCAUGAGAUCCCCGAAUCCUUGCGACUAGACCGCCUGACCGCAAGUGCCGUGAAUGUGGCAAGCGGACAAGCCCGGAGUGUGCGACGACUGAGGUCGUUACUUUAUUUGCGAGCCAACCAAUUGCGGAUGCUCAUAUACCGGCCAGUGCUGCAUACUGCGGCACAUAUAUCUCGGUAUCCUGCCGAGUCGGAAACGGUUGUUGAAAUCGCAAAGGAUACGAUCCGAUUUAUCACCCAAUUGAACGAAACCUCGGAUAUCUAUCAGCUUCAGCAAGUCGCUUUCAACUGGUUUUUGGUCUCUGCAUUGGCUGUACUGUUCCUGGCAGUCGCACAAGCGCCGUCCCCAUUCAGCAGCUCGUGCAAGGAUGAAUUUUUGUGCGCGCUAGAACUGGUCAAAGGAUUUUCCACACACUCUUACGUUUCCCAACGCCUUUGGAGGUCCAUGCGAAGUCUACGGAAACUCGGGCCGCAGCUGGGUCUCUGGGGUACCCAGAAACCUCGGCGCCACGACACCGCACUAGAAUUGCCUGCUCCCCCGGGCUCCUCGGCAUUUUUGCCAACGGUCAAUCCCGCAGUGGAGGGGGGCCCGUCAAGCCAGACGACUCCGGCUGACGGCACACAGAUGACCAAGGAGUUGAUGGAAUGGUUCGAAGCGGUUGGAAACCUCGAUGAAUCAAGUGCUGGUCUGAACCCUCGAUUCUUGCCUGACCAAUCUUCAUGGCAGGACCCCUCGAGUGGCAAUUUUAUGUUCGACUACGGGGAGGAUCUGUCUACCGUAUUGAGGGAUUUCUUUUAA
This is a messenger RNA of Penicillium oxalicum, 2196 nucleotides long. RefSeq names its product putative C6 transcription factor. Gene Ontology annotation, molecular function: RNA polymerase II cis-regulatory region sequence-specific DNA binding; DNA-binding transcription factor activity, RNA polymerase II-specific; zinc ion binding. Gene Ontology annotation, biological process: positive regulation of transcription from RNA polymerase II promoter by galactose; DNA-templated transcription. NCBI's taxonomy places the organism in Eukaryota, Fungi, Ascomycota, Eurotiomycetes, Eurotiales, Aspergillaceae. The record is from RefSeq and is a predicted model, not a curated record. The transcript is spliced from 4 exons. The coding region runs from base 1 to 2196 and encodes 731 amino acids. Gene Ontology annotation, cellular component: nucleus.